This is a messenger RNA of Pyricularia grisea, 435 nucleotides long. RefSeq lists its product as uncharacterized. Lineage: Eukaryota; Fungi; Ascomycota; Sordariomycetes; Magnaporthales; Pyriculariaceae. Bases 1 to 435 code for a protein of 144 amino acids. The transcript has 2 exons. The record is from RefSeq and is a predicted model, not a curated record.
AUGAAUUUUAUUAUCUUGUCUAUUAUAGCCGUCCUGGCUGGUGUGGCUAUUGCAGCCCCUUUGCGGGCUGUUGGGAGCGCCAAUACUAUUACACCUCGAAGCAAUAGAAUCCAAGCGCAGACCCUCACCCCCGAGUUCCUGCAAAAGCGGACACCGGUUGGCUGGGACAGUAAGCAUGUCGUGCACCCCAGCGACGCAGAAUUCUUGAAGCAUAUAGAUAGACACAGGGUGAACUGGGAACUCGAAAAAAUACCAGAAUAUUGGGCUCAACAGCGCGAAAAAGAAGAGGCCCAAGAAUUGCACAAACAAACAUGGAGUGUGCACCAGACACAAAUGCUCCAUGACAAGGCGGCCGCAAACGCGAGGAUCCCGCAGCACGCGUCGGGCAGCCGUAGAGGUGGAAAGGGCGGCUCUAAUCCAAGGGGCGGACGAUAA